Messenger RNA from Amphiprion ocellaris (clown anemonefish), 2389 nucleotides. RefSeq lists its product as uncharacterized. The transcript is spliced from 3 exons. The record is from RefSeq and is a predicted model, not a curated record. Gene Ontology annotation, biological process: G protein-coupled receptor signaling pathway. Gene Ontology annotation, cellular component: heterotrimeric G-protein complex. Gene Ontology annotation, molecular function: G-protein beta-subunit binding. Lineage: Eukaryota; Metazoa; Chordata; Actinopteri; Pomacentridae. The coding region runs from base 107 to 322 and encodes 71 amino acids.
GUUUCCUUCGGGUUUCGGGUUUAGAGCAGUUGGGGUUAAUUUCCGCUUGGUCGCGGCCGUUUAUAUAAAACAGCAUUGAGCUCUUCUGUGCCGGACCGCCGCCGUCAUGUCCAACAACAAUGCCAGCAACAACUUAAUUAUCGCUCAGAGGGCCGUGAAGCAGCUCCGGUUAGAGGCCAGUAUCCGGAGGAUCAAGGUGUCCCAGGCUGCUGCUGAUCUGAGAAACUUCUGCAUGCAAAACGCCUCCAAGGACCCUCUCCUGAUGGGGGUCCCUUCCAGUGAUAAUCCCUUCAGACCCCCCAAGUCCUGCUCCUUGUUCUGAGCAACAUGAAACAUGGAGGAUUUCAGAAUAUGUCUGUCGAAGGCUUUCCUCACUUCUAACUGAUGUCACUGUAGAUCUACCAGCAGCUCCUCUUGGGAUGAUGCACACGAGGCUGAUGGGUUCGGGGGGUAACUGGUCCGCUUGUUUGCCAAAACUAAUGGUCUCAUAACUCCCAUCUGUUACAUUAAAGUAGCGCCACACUCUACACGUUCAAAAAUGGAGCAGAAGAUGUUCUAAGAAAAAAAAUGUAAAUGUUCUAAAAUGUUCUAAGACACAAACUUGACUAAUGAUUAAGCCGUUCUUGUGUGUACUUAACAUGUCCAGCGUUGAUUUGACUGACUUAACAGUGUCUGUUUCCAGUCUGUGAGAUUCUGCUCAUGUUAAUGGCACCUGAAAGACUAACUUCCCCUUCUAUUUUUGGUGGCAGAUGGAAAAACAAUCAAGCAUUAAUUUAAACCAGGUGCUGUUACAGAAUAUUAAUAUUUUAUCUUAUCUAUAUAUAUCUAUAUAUCUAUAUCUAUAUAUCUAUAUCUAUAUCUAUAUCUAUAUAUAUAUAUAUAUAUAUAUAUAUAUAUAUAUAUAUAUAUAUAUAUAUAUAUAUAUAUAUAUAUAUAUAUAUACACACACACACACACACACUCACUCAGUUGGCAGUUUAUUAGGUUCACUUUUCUAAGAUUAAUGCAGUCUCACGAACCAGGCCUGCAGUAAGUCACCCCUCAUCAAGAUUAUAAUGUCCAGUUUUUGUUUCUUCUUAACUCCAAGCAGUCUCUAGGUGUUUUGCCACUUUUUCAGUCACUGUGGGCUCAUUUUUCAAAACAACAUAAUGUCCUGCGCCUCUGGAAACAGCACAACCAUGACUAAAAGGACACAGAACUUAAAGAUAUCUUUUCAAAGUCAAAUUUCUUUGCCUUUUUUAAUUUAAUUUUUUUUUCUUUUUUUACAAAAGUAGAGAAAACCUUGAAUUAACAUGUCUAACAAUUUUCCAAGUGCCCAUAGAAUUUAACCAAUACUGGGGGAAAAAAGCUUUGCACCUGCAGUUCAGCAGGAAAGUCACAGAAUUUUUAUUACGCGACUGUUGGUUGCAGCUCAGUUAGUCAUGGCUUCACAGUUGCGCCAAGGAAGACAAUUUUCAGUUUUUAACAGAAUCUGGUAUGACCAUAUGAUCAUUUUUUUUUUUUUUUUGCAUUUUUUAAAAAAAGAAUAAAGUGAUCUUUAUUAAAUCUGACUUUAAGCUUAGAUUUUACUAAGUUUCCCACCAAAACAGCAUGGCACAGACAGGUAGUUCAAUGAUAGUCGGAAAUCUAAAAGUGCGACAGUUCUUUCCAUUUUCAGUUUCUGGCUGUGGUAAGUGGUGUAAUUUGGGUGAUUUUUAAUUAUUAUCAUUAUUAUUAUUUUAAGCACAAUAUGCCCGUAAAACCUGCCGGCGGGUUUUGGGAUUCAGAGGUUUAACUGUCUUGGUAGGGCAGCACAGUGGUAACAUCAGACUGCAUUAAUUUUAGCUAAGUGUACCUAACACACUGACAUCCAAGCGUAUAUACACUAUGUUUCGUGUUGUGUGCCUUUAUAAAGCACUACAGACAUAAGAGUAUGAUUUUACUGUGCACGUGGCCAACAGACCUACUGUUAGCUUUUCAGCUAAACUGAUUGGUGUCUUAAAUUACUCCUGUAUACUGUGGCAAAGUUUUUAAAGGUGUUACUAUUAAUCUGAUUUACGAUAACAUGGUACAGACUUUUACUCUGCAGUUCAGGGUAUGUGAUUGUAAACUUUUAUCCCGUCCUUUUUCUGUAUAUAUUUAACAGCCAUUUAAGGUGGCUUUUAUUAGCUCAUACAUGUCCCUGUUUUUAAUUUAAGUAAAUAAAAAGGAAAAAACACACAUGAAGGCCUUACACUAUUUGGAUAGUCAUAGCAUAUUCAAUGUAUGUCACUUUAGAUUCACAAAUGCUCAUAUCUCUGUUCAAAUCCUUCAAUGUUGUUUGUAUUAAAUGAAUCAUGCUGCAGUGACUUGUCGCAUUGUUUUCCACACUGGAACCAUGUUCAAAUAAACCAAAACCUUUGUUAUGUUA